CACCAUAUAUGUAGAUAUGCAUGUGAUUUAGCUAUAGAUUAAAUUAAAAGAUAUGGAUGAGGAGGAAGAAGUGAAGGUGCAUGGAUAUUGGGGUAGUCCAUAUGUUUACAGGGUGAUCUGGGCUCUAAGGCUUAAGGGUGUUAGAUACAAGUACAUUGAAGAGAAUCUGUGUAGAUCCAGAAAGAGUGGGUUGUUGUUGCAGUAUAAUCCAGUUUACAAGAAGGUUCCUGUGCUUGUUCACAAUGGGAAUCCCAUCUCGGAGUCUCUUGUCAUCCUAGAAUACGUCGAAGAAACAUGGCCACACAAUCCAUUGCUACCUCAAGAUGCAGCUGACAGAGCCAUGGCUCGAUUUUGGAUGAAGUUUGCAGAUGACAAGGAUUCUCUCUUCCUAAAAUUCUUUGGAACGGCCGAGGAUGAAAGUGUGAAGGAAGAGGUGGUGGAAGCUCUAAAGAUGUUAGAAGAGCAAUUAGGUUUGGGAGACAAGAAAUAUUUUGGGGGAGACAAGAUUGGAUUGGUGGACAUAACAUUUGGGUGGCUUGCAAUCUGGUUUGCGGCCAUGGAAGAAAUCAUGGCAUCCAAACUUGUGGAACCAAACAAUUAUCCUCGUCUCCAUUCAUGGGUCAACAAUUUCAAGGAACACCCUGUCAUCAACCAAAACCUUCCUGAUUAUCACAAACUUUUGCGGUUUCUCCAACGCAAAAGGGUUUCAUGUGCCUCGUUGAACUGAGAAUAUGCACCAAGGAAUGGAAUGAAGUGAGUUGUCAUCUCCAAAUAAAGACGGUUAAUUACACGUUGACCGUUGUUAGUUAUGUCCAAAUAGUUUUGCUGUUUGCAGACUCUUCUAUAUUAAGUGCUUGUUUGGUUGUAAUGUUUAAGUGAAUUAAUUUGUUCAGUUAAUU
Messenger RNA from Ipomoea nil (Japanese morning glory), 899 nucleotides. RefSeq names its product probable glutathione S-transferase. Lineage: Eukaryota; Viridiplantae; Streptophyta; Magnoliopsida; Solanales; Convolvulaceae. Gene Ontology annotation, biological process: glutathione metabolic process. Bases 53 to 727 code for a protein of 224 amino acids. The transcript has 3 exons. Gene Ontology annotation, cellular component: cytoplasm. Gene Ontology annotation, molecular function: glutathione transferase activity. The record is from RefSeq and is a predicted model, not a curated record.